AUGAAACUUUUUAGCAUUGGUGUACCUAAAAAUACUGGUUGUGUGAUUAGUGGACAUAAGUCUUCUGAUUUAAUUGAAUGUACUGGUCCUAAUACUAAUUCUGAUAUUGAUUAUAAUGCAUCAAAUAUUGUAUCAGAAAGUAAAAAAUAUUUAAGUGAUAAUAAUAAUAAUUCACAGAAUUUGAAUGAACAAGAAUUUUAUGAAAAUUUUUAUAUGGCUCAAGAAGUUUUAAACAAAAAUAGAAAACAGUCUUUUAACAUCACAAAUAAUCAAAAAAUAAGCAACUAUAUAGUAAUAAGAAUAUAA
Molecule: messenger RNA, 306 nt
Organism: Racocetra persica
Lineage: Eukaryota; Fungi; Glomeromycota; Glomeromycetes; Diversisporales; Gigasporaceae
Source: the annotation of a GenBank genome assembly